This is a messenger RNA of Castor canadensis (American beaver), 2063 nucleotides long. The record is from RefSeq and is a predicted model, not a curated record. NCBI's taxonomy places the organism in Eukaryota, Metazoa, Chordata, Mammalia, Rodentia, Castoridae.
CCGGACCUGGGUAGUCGGCGGCCGCAGGGCCGCUCCCGGGGCCACAUGGCUGAGGGGGACGCUGGGAGCGACCAGAGGCAGGUGAGGCCACGGCGGGGUGCCGACCCUCCACGCUCAGCUCGGCCUCGCCUCGCCUUCGCGGGCCUCCUGCGCCAUCAGGGCCGCCCAGCCGCGCUGUUGCACCACCGUGGUCCGUUUUCCGCGCGUUUCCCCCCGGUCCAGAACUUCGGGGCCGAAAGCUCUUCGGUUGUGGCGGGCUGGGCCUCCGAAUCCGGUGUCCUCGUCAACCACCAGCACGCGACUCAGCGGUUCUGGGCCCGAGGACGGAGCCCGGGUUCUGCUCCCUGCGGGUCACCUUGGACAAGGCCCAUAAGAAUCCCGGCUCCGUCUUUGCAAAGAUGGGCAAUAACGCAGACCCUGCAGUUCCUGGAGAGCCCACCGAACCUUACAUUACUGUUUGCAUUAGGCUUUCUCCUAAUGAGGAAAUUGAAGCAAUGGCAGCCAUUUAUGGCGAGGAAUGGUGCGUCAUUGAUGACUGUGCCAAAAUAUUUUGCAUUAGGAUUAGCGAUGAUAUAGAUGACCCCAAAUGGACACUUUGCUUGCAGGUGAUGCUACCGAGUGAAUACCCAGGGACAGCUCCACCUAUUUACCAAUUAAAUGCUCCUUGGCUGAAAGGGCAAGAACGUGUGGAUUUAUCCAACAGCCUUGAGGAAAUAUAUAUACAGAAUAUUGGUGAAAGUAUUCUUUACUUGUGGGUGGAGAAAAUAAGAGAUACUCUGAUACAAAAAUCUCAGAUGACAGAACCAGGCCCAGAUAUAAAGAAGAAAACUGAAGAGGAAGACAUUGAAUGUGAAGAUGAUCUUAUUUUAGCAUGUCAGCUGGAAAAUCCCGUUAAAACAUUGGAGUUUGAUAUCAGUGAAAAUCAACCAGAAAUAGAAGAGUUACCUCCAAUUGAUCAUGGCAUUCCCAUUACAGACCGAAGGAGUACUUUUCAGGCACACUUGGCUCCAGUAGUUUGUCCUAAACAGGUGAAAAUGGUUCUUGCCAAAUUGUAUGAAAAUAAGAAAAUAGCCAGUGCUACCCACAAUAUAUAUGCCUAUAGAAUAUAUUGUGAGGAUAAACAGACCUUCUUACAGGACUGUGAGGAUGAUGGGGAAACAGCAGCUGGUGGGCGUCUUCUUCAUCUCAUGGAGAUUUUGAAUGUGAGGAAUGUCAUGGUGGUGGUAUCACGCUGGUAUGGUGGAAUUCUGCUAGGACCAGAUCGUUUUAAACAUAUUAACAACUGUGCCAGAAAUAUACUAGUGGAGAAGAGUUACACUAGUUCACCUGAGGAAUCUUCUAAGGGUUUGGGAAAGAACAAAAAAGUAAAAAAAGACAAGAAGAGGAGUGAACAUUAAUACUUGAAACUAUAUGAAAGGUUAAUUUGCCUAUAUUAUAUACACAUUCCAUAGUCAUCAAGGAAUAUAUAAUACAGAGCGAGUAUCCUUGACUGCUCAAAUCAGCCAAUUCAUCGUGGCACCAGCAUUAUCUUUUCUUCUUUAGUUUUGUUAUCUGCCAAAAAUAGAGAACUUAUGAUAUAUUCAUGUGUAUCUCAGGCUUAUUUUGAAGAACUAAUUUGAACUUAAUUACCAUUUCAUCUAAUUUUAGGAAGGUAACAGUUGUCCAGGGUAGUACCUAAAUUAACUGUCCAUUUCAGUACAUGUCAAGUGCCUUUGUUAGGUGGAGAAGAAAUAGCUAAAGAGAAAUAUAAAUAUUUGAUUUUUUGCAAUAGGAAUUCUCAUACAGUUAAAUGAAUAUUGUCUUUUACUGCUCUUAAUGGCUUAUUGGAAUAGGAGCUCAUUGAAGAUUGAUCUUGGAGAGUUUCUUCUUGUGAUUUUGGUUCAUAAUUAUGUCACUUUUCAUUUUAUAAUGUUUGUCAUUGAGUAAUAGAUAAGUGAAAUUCUAGGUGUAUCCAUCUGUAAUUAUGUGCCAAGGUGAUACUUGAACAUAUUUGUUAGCCUAAGUGUUAUGCCUCAAUUUCUGUUGCAAAUUGGUGAUUGUGAAACAUCAAAAAAUGAUUUUCU